Messenger RNA from Sycon ciliatum, 5106 nucleotides. Its product is annotated as copper-transporting ATPase 2-like. The record is from RefSeq and is a predicted model, not a curated record. Gene Ontology annotation, biological process: monoatomic cation transport. Bases 306 to 4133 code for a protein of 1275 amino acids. NCBI's taxonomy places the organism in Eukaryota, Metazoa, Porifera, Calcarea, Leucosolenida, Sycettidae. Gene Ontology annotation, molecular function: ATPase-coupled monoatomic cation transmembrane transporter activity; ATP binding; copper ion binding. Gene Ontology annotation, cellular component: membrane. The transcript has 19 exons.
AAACGUUUCAAAAGUCGUGGACGUGGAGCUCCGGAGGUGAUCAGUAUCAUAGGUGGGCUGCUUUUCAUGAUCGUGUUGUCACUUGACUAGUCACUUGUGUAAGUAGUUAGUUGUGGAAUACUACUACAGAUUGUGUGACUCACGCAUUUCCUUCCGAAGUUACUUGUAAGAUAAAAAAAAUAUCAGUCCGUAAAUGAAGCAGUAAUCCCUACAAUGUAGAUCAAGAGAAGCGAAGUUUUUAUUUGCCUUUGUCACACCUGUUCGUCUCAGAAGCGAAGGAAGUUUCCUGCGUUGGCAUCGUGAAAAUGGCAGAUUUAGUGCGGGUGCAAGCUGAGAUCAGCGUGGAUGGUAUGACAUGCAAUUCGUGUGUGAAGUCCAUAGAGCAAAUGGUUGGCGAUAGUGCUGGAGUCCAGAGCAUCUCCGUUAGUCUGCAGGCCAAGAAAGCCACGGUUUGUUUUGAUCCGGCUGCUGUCAGCGCCAGCACCAUCGCAGAACGUAUCGAGGAUAUGGGCUUUGAUGCCAGUGUACUGAGCUCCACACAGACAAAUGCUAGUAGUAGUAGCCUGGAAACUGUACACAAGGAUCACGAGUGUGUUCUGAGCGUUACAGGAAUGACGUGCCAGUCAUGUGUGAAAGCUAUUGAAGACCGGGUUGGAGGGCUGUCCGGUGUCAACUCGGUCGUCGUGUCGCUGGCCGAGGGAAGUGCCACCAUCCGUCACACGCCCAGUAUCGGCGCGGAAGAACUCAAAACCGUCGUGUACGAUUUGGGAUUCGACGUGGAAAUCCGGAGCGACUCGUCCGCCGCCAAUGCGCUGCAGCCACAGGCGUCGGCACUUCCUGUGUCCGGCGACAGUGGACUGCACAUUGCCGUAUUCUCGGUGGACGGAAUGACGUGCCACUCUUGCGUGCGCAGCAUCACGGACGUUCUCAACGAGCAGAGCGGCGUCAUAUCGGCCACUGUCAGCCUGGAGCGCAACCAGGCCGUUGUCAAGUUCCUGAUCGAGGCGGUCGACGCCGACACUCUCUGCGCUGCUAUCGAAGGCCGUGGAUUCGACGCAAUCACCGUAUCAUGCACGCCAGCAGUGGCAGCAUCGCAUAGCACCGACACCACAGAUGUUGACGAGGCUGCGCCCGUCGUCGUCGCUACGAGCAAGCACGCCGCCGCUGCCGCUGGCUUGGCCGAGAUCCAAACUAACAGCGUGGUGGACAGGGACAGUCCGGAAGCAAUGUCGUUUGUUCAGUCACAGCGACGCACUACUGGCGUCCUGGUCACAUCCAAUGGCAGGAAGAAAAGAAAGCCGAAAGGGCAGCACGAUCGACGUGUUCAUUUCAACGGUGACGAUCGUGUGAUCUUGUUGGAGGAUAUGGGCCAGUGUGAAACUGUGACACGGCAUGUGACUCUGCAUGUAACGGGUAUGACGUGUUCGUCGUGUGUAACCAAAGUAGAGAGAGUACUCAACGAGCAUCCAGGUAUUUCAAGUGUGCGCGUUGCUCUGUUGACAUGUCAGGCUGAUGUUGCCUAUCAUCCUGGUCAGAUCACUGCCGAUGAGAUUGCAGACAAGAUAGCCGCAGUUGGUUUUGCCGCCAGAGUACUGGAGCAGCGCGCCUCGACAGCCAGCAUACUGAACCUUGUGGUUGGCGGCAUGACUUGUUCAUCUUGUGUGAACGUCAUUGAAGGCCGAGUCGCUAAGCUAUCCGGAGUGAAGUCCAUCACAGUCGGUCUAUCCACCUCCAGUGCCCGAGUGGAGUAUGAUGCUAGCAUUAUCGGCCCGCGAGACAUCAUUGCCUGCAUCACGGAGGCUGGCUUCACUGCGGAGUUGGCAUGCGAGAGUGAUCGUGUGUCGACGCUCAGUCACAAACAGGACAUUGCAAAAUGGCGCAAAGCGUUCCUGCUCUCAUUGUUAACGGCAGUGCCGACGCUCAUCAUCUCCUUAGCUCUGCAUCGACCGUGCCAGGCUACGUUUGUCAUCGAUGGCCUCUCCGUGCACAACCUGCUCUUGCUGAUACUCUGCAGUAUAGCACAGUUUGGUGGCGGUCGUCAUUUUUACUCGUCGGCGUACGCCUCACUGAAGCACCACUCCGCUAACAUGGACGUGCUGAUUGUACUGUCGACCACGCUAGCGUAUGUCUACUCGGUGGUGGUGGUGAUAUUUGCCUUGAUGCGCAACGGUCCCAAAACACCGCACACCUUCUUCGAGACUGGUCCCAUGCUGCUGACGUUCAUCUCAUUGGGACGCUGGCUGGAACAUAAAGCCAAGAGCAAGACAUCGGAUGCACUGGUGAAGCUGAUGCAGCUGCAGGCACCCAGCGCCACCGUACUGGAAUUUGGCGCGGACGGCUCUGUAACUGGUGAAGAAUGUGUAGAGACUGCUCUUCUUCAGCGUGGUGAUGUUGUGAAGGUGUUGCCCGGUGAGAAGGUACCGGUGGACGGUGUCGUCGUCACCGGCUCUACAUCGGUCGACGAGAGUAUGCUGACGGGUGAAUCACGUCCAGUCACCAAGACGGUAUCUGAUAAAGUGUUUGGCGGCUCUGUUAACCAGCAUGGGUCCAUCACCGUCCGAGCAUCUCAUGUUGGUGCCGACUCCGCCAUUGCACAGAUCGUCAAGCUGGUCGAAGACGCGCAGACCUCCAAGGCCCCUAUUCAACGCUUUGCUGACAAGCUGGCUUCUGUGUUUGUACCAGCCAUUAUCUCGCUCUCUGUGCUGACGUUUGUCAUCUGGAUGACGAUAGGGCUGCUUCACCCAUCCGCCUUGGAACAGUCGUUCAACAACUGUACACUGAGCAGCGCGGAGGACCACUCUGAGGAGUUCCUCAGCUUCCAGGUGGCGUCGAUGGCUGCCAUUGCUGUGCUCUGUGUCUCGUGUCCGUGUGCACUGGGUCUGGCCACACCGACGGCUGUCAUGGUUGGUACCGGUGUGGGCGCGCAGAACGGAAUACUCAUCAAGGGCGGUGAGCCGCUGGAGACUGCACACAAGGUGGACACGGUUGUGUUUGACAAGACGGGCACGCUGACGGCAAGCCAGCAGACAGUCCAGAAAGUCAUUUACCUUUCUGAUGACACAGCACUCUUGCCACAGUCCACGAUCCUUGCUGCUGUGGCUACUGCUGAAUCGGAUAGUGAACACUCCAUUGGCAGAGCUAUUGCCGUGUAUGGCAAGAAGCAACUUGGCGUGGAUACUGUUGGCAAGGUGUCCGGUUUCACGGCGACACCCGGUCUUGGCAUAGCCUGUACAGUGGAGGGACUGGACACAAUGUUGUCUCGCUCAGCAUCACCAUCAUCAUCACCGCCACCAGACGCUGGAAAACAGUAUAACGUACUGGUCGGUAACCGUCGCUGGAUGGAGCAACACAACGUCGCCAUCAGCCAAGCCGUCGACUCACGACUAGCCACGCACGAACAGCAGCAAUCCACCGUUGUUCUCGUUGCCGUUGACAACAGACCGGCGGCGGCUGUGAUCCUAGCGGCACAGCUCAAGAAAGAAGCUCAGCAGGUGGUGGCUGCAUUGAAGUCGAUGAAGCUCAACGUUGUCAUGUUGACUGGAGAUAAUUCUCGCACGGCCAAUGCCCUAGCCAAACAGUUGGGUAUCACGGAUGUCCAUUCCGAAGUACUUCCCGGUGACAAGGUGAGCGUAGUGAAUCAACUACAGCGCAGUGGACACGUCGUGGCCAUGGUCGGAGACGGGGUCAACGACUCACCAGCCCUGGCGCAGGCCGACGUCGGUGUUGCCGUGGGAACGGGCACGGACGUAGCUGUGGAAGCCGCCGACAUUGUCCUUAUCAGAGAUGACCUCAGUGAUGUGAUAUACGCCAUAGACCUCAGCAGUCAUACCGUGCGGCGUAUUCGCUACAAUUUCUUCUGGGCCCUGAUCUACAACAUGCUGGCUAUACCGAUAGCCGCUGGUAUCCUUGCGCCGGUCGGUAUUCUUCUCCAGCCCUGGAUGGCCAGCGCCGGCAUGGCUAUGUCCUCACUCUCUGUCGUCUCCUCUUCUCUCCUCCUCAAACGAUAUCGCAAGCCCAAGCUAGAAGAUGUAGGUGUACAAUCUCACUUUGUCUUCGCCGACUGGCCAUCAUCAGUGUGCAUGAUGCGCUCCUCUCACCAGUAUCAAGCAGUAAGAAUGGACGAAGAAGUAUAGUCUACUGGCGUAUGCUGUUAUCACCCCCCAACCCCCCCCCCCCCCCCCCCUCCCCCGCACCGUGUUUGGCGCUACUUGAUGUGCGAGAUGAUCUGUCCGACUUGAGUGCUCAAUUUUUUGUUAUGUUGUCCGAGCCUCUAUUUAUAAUUCUAUUUUUAAGAACUUCCCGUGAAGUUGUAUUGAAUUUUUUUAGAGAUGGUCGAGCUGGUGGCUUUUGCUGCGCAGCUGAACAUGUCACCUUGGUUUGCUGGUCAAAUCUUAUACCCUAUAUUGUACGUACCGAUGCUGUUGUGUACCGCCGUCGCUGGGUAGGUAUGUUGCCAUGGUUACAUCCAGUUGUCUUUCACAUUGUACCUCUCUUAUCUUCUCAUUAUCUGUGUGUGUGUUUUACCAAGCUUUCGUUUAUUCUUGGUUCAUGCUGGCAUGGGUCACACACAGUCACUUGCACACACCACACGGCGUCUGUGCUGCUGGGCAUAGCUAGCGCUUGCUGUGUCCACCCGCUUCCCCCGGAUUUACUUCCCUCCAUCGCGCUCUGCUGCGUACCGGAGCGCAUGCGGUACGAGCUAUGAUGCCAGUGGCUACACUCUUCCACAUAGCGUUGCACGCACAGUCUUCCCUUUUUCACCUCCAUCAAACUGAUAAGAUCAUAAAUUUAGUGCUGUUGUUGGUAAAUGUUGUUAAAAAAAUCAAAUACAUCUCUGAGUUUCAUAUUUAUCACGCUCUUAGCGCUUAUCGGGUGGCUCUAUUCGUGUCAGGAGUACACACACGCUAACCGCUCCACCAUAGACAUAGUAUUUUUCGUACUUCUAUUUUUUUGCAAUUCAUGUACAGCAUUGGGCAAUUCAUGUACAUGUAUAAUUAUAUUCUAGUUUUUUUAUCUGCUGAAUAGUAGUUAUCUAGCAUAGGCAACACACGGUUAUUUGCCUCAAACUGCUUGAAACCAUCUGGGCACACUGCUCGAGCAACUCAA